GGCGGAGUCCGCGGGUUGCGGGCCCGAUCCGGAGACUGGGCUGUUGCGGGAGGAGCUCCCGCUGGACUCCAGCGCGCUUGAAAGAUCGCGCUGCCGGACACGCUGGGCUGAAGGGCCGAGUCUUCAUCUGCGCGGGGAGGCGGCGGUAGCGUCGCGUCUUUGCGAGUGGAGGUUUCGGGUUCCCGCGGGAUUGCUGUGUUUGUGAACUUCACGAGCUUCUCAGGACCCCCGCAAUCCUGGUUUUAGCGGAUGUUAGGAUUUUGGAGACCUGACACGUUCAUGAAAGAUUCUUUUUAAUCAGCAUUUUAUGAGGUGAGCCAGGACAAGAACUUCUGGUUACAGUUUGGAUAAGAUGGAAAAAGUCGAAGUUGCUCUUGGUAAGAUCUAAGCUGCUACCACCUAUCCCACUGGACGACAAGAGGGGAAUGUGUUUUGUGUGCACUCGACAGGGCACUUCAGAACCCAGGCUGCUUUCAGGAACAUUUCUGUGGACUCCCAGGGCUGAUUCCACUAAAAGCAAGAUGGCUGAACUCAAUACUCAUGUGAAUGUCAAGGAAAAGAUCUAUGCAGUUAGAUCAGUUGUUCCCAACAAAAGCAAUAAUGAAAUAGUCCUGGUGCUACAACAGUUUGAUUUUAAUGUGGAUAAAGCUGUACAAGCCUUUGUGGAUGGCAGUGCAAUUCAAGUUCUAAAAGAAUGGAAUAUGACAGGAAAAAAGAAGAACAAUAAAAGAAAAAGAAGCAAGUCCAAGCAGCAUCAAUGCAACAAAGAUGCUAAAGACAAAGUGGAGAGGCCUGAGGCAGGGUCCCUGCAGCCACUGCCACCGCAGAUUCAAAAUGGGCCCAUGAAUGGCUGUGAGAAGGACAGCUCCUCCAUGGAUUCUACCAACGAGAAACCAGCCCUUAACCCUCGUGAGAAAAAGAUCUCAAUACUUGAGGAACCUUCAAAGGCACUUCGUGGGGUCACAGAAGGCAACAGACUACUGCAACAGAAACUAUCCUUAGAUGGGAACCCCAAACCUAUACAUGGAACAGCAGAGAGGUCAGAUGGCCUACAGUGGUCAGCUGAGCAGCCUUGUAACCCAAGCAAGCCUAAGGCAAAAACAUCUCCUGUUAAGUCCAAUGCCCCUGCAGCUCAUCUUGAAAUAAAGCCAGAUGAGUUGGCAAAGAAAAGAGGCCCAAAUAUUGAGAAAUCAGUGAAGGAUUUGCAACGCUGCACUGUUUCUCUAACUAGAUACCGCGUCAUGAUCAAGGAAGAAGUGGAUAGUUCUGUGAAGAAGAUCAAAGCUGCCUUUGCUGAAUUACACAACUGCAUCAUUGACAAAGAAGUUUCAUUAAUGGCAGAAAUGGAUAAAGUUAAAGAAGAAGCCAUGGAAAUCCUGACCACUCGUCAGAAGAAAGCGGAAGAACUAAAGAGACUUACUGACCUUGCCAGUCAGAUGGCAGAGAUGCAGCUGGCCGAACUCAGGGCAGAAAUUAAGCACUUUGUCAGCGAGCGUAAAUAUGAUGAAGAGCUCGGGAAAGCUGCCCGGUUCUCCUGUGACAUCGAACAGCUGAAGGCCCAAAUCAUGCUCUGUGGAGAAAUUACACAUCCAAAGAACAACUAUUCCUCAAGAACUCCCUGCAGCUCCCUGCUGCCUCUGCUGAAUGUGCAUGCGGCAACCUCUGGGAAACAGAAUAAUUUUUCCCGAAAAUCGUCCACUCACAAUAAGCCCUCCGAAGGCAAAGCAGCAAACCCCAAAAUGGUGAGCAGUCUCCCCAGCACCAUCGACCCCUCUCACCAGGCCAUGGCAGCCAACAAGCAGAAUGGAUCUUCUAACCAAAGACGGAGAUUUAAUCCACAGUAUCAUAACAACAGGCUAAAUGGGCCUGCCAAGUCGCAGGGCAGUGGGAAUGAAGCCGAUCCACUGGGGAAGGGCAACAACCGCCACGAACACAGAAGACAGCCACACAACGGCUUCCGGCCCAAAAACAAAGGUGGUGCCAAAAAUCAAGAGGCCCCCUUGGGGACGAAGACCCCUGAGGCCCCGGCCCAUUCUGAAAAGCCCCGGCGAAGGCAGCACGCUGCAGACACCUCGGAGGCCAGGCCCUUCCGGGGUAGUGUUGGUAGGGUUUCACAGUGCAAUCUCUGCCCCACGAGAAUAGAAGUUUCCACAGAUGCAGCAGUUCUCUCAGUCCCGGCUGUGACAUUGGUGGCCUGAGCUAGGAUGAAAAAAGAGCAGUUUCACUCAGUUUUGGUUCCCUGCCCGAGGUGCUGACCCAAUUCGCUGCCAAAAGAGAAUCAAUCAGAAUAUACAAAUCCUGUAUGGUUGUGUCUCCUCUCUUAAUCAUUUUUACUAAUUCUAAUAAUCAGCUCUAGCUUGCUUCAUAACUUUCAUGGCUUUGCUUGAUCUGUUGAUGCUUUCUCUCAUCAAGACUUUGCAGCAUUUUAGCCAGGCAGUAUUUACUCACUGUUAGGAAUAUCAAGAUGUGGCUGAAGAUCAGAGGCUCAGUUAGCAACCUAUGUUGUAGCAGUGAUGUCAGUCCAUUGAUUGUCUUUAGAGAGUUAAUGUUACAAAAAAGAAUUCUUAAUAAUCAGACAAACAUGAUCUGCUGCGGACACAUGCGCUUUUGUAGAAUUUAACAUCUGGUGUUUUUCUGGAAAUAUAUAUAUACAUAUAUUGCUUUAUUUGAAACAAAUUAAAAUAUGCUGCAUUUGA
This is a messenger RNA of Callithrix jacchus (white-tufted-ear marmoset), 2696 nucleotides long. RefSeq names its product spermatogenesis associated serine rich 2 like (gene SPATS2L). Lineage: Eukaryota; Metazoa; Chordata; Mammalia; Primates; Cebidae. Gene Ontology annotation, molecular function: protein binding. Gene Ontology annotation, cellular component: cytoplasm. The record is from RefSeq and is a predicted model, not a curated record.